Messenger RNA from Entelurus aequoreus (snake pipefish), 1339 nucleotides. RefSeq names its product eukaryotic translation elongation factor 1 delta a (guanine nucleotide exchange protein) (gene eef1da). NCBI's taxonomy places the organism in Eukaryota, Metazoa, Chordata, Actinopteri, Syngnathiformes, Syngnathidae. The transcript is spliced from 9 exons. Gene Ontology annotation, biological process: translational elongation. Gene Ontology annotation, cellular component: cytosol; eukaryotic translation elongation factor 1 complex. Bases 16 to 1278 code for a protein of 420 amino acids. The record is from RefSeq and is a predicted model, not a curated record. Gene Ontology annotation, molecular function: translation elongation factor activity; guanyl-nucleotide exchange factor activity.
UUUUAGUCUUGUUUCAUGCGCCACGUGUUCAGCAGCCGUACAGAAAGUUGUUGCUUCUUCUUCUCGUACACAAAACUUUUUCAAAGUGCGAUGGAUCCUUUGGGGCCAAACGACUCGGAGCAGGCUGCAACAACUAAGGAGAGGAGCAUCAUCAGCGGCGACAACCUGCAGUUUGGCAAAUUGCGGCGCCACGCUCGCUCGUCCCAGCCAGAGAAGACGGAAGACGAGCGCUUGAGCUCCUCUGUGGAGAUGAGCCGGAGUCCCGGCCUCCAGGCGGAGAGCGUGGCCAAGCCCCUCUCGUCCUCCCCCAGGAGCCCCAACACCAAACACUGGAACGUCCACCCCAAGCGCCCCCAGCAGGAGGGCGCCAAUGUCCCUACGGUGAAGUCGUCCGGCACGCCUCACCGGCGCUAUAGCAGAGGUCGCCAUCGCACCUCGUCUGAGACGGAGAAGGGCGGCAGAGGCAGCAGGGAGCCCAAGGCCAGGAAGAGGAGCGAGAACGCCAACAUGAGUGGACUGCAGUGUUUGGCCUCAGACAAAGUCUGGUUUGACAAGCAGCGCUACGACGAGGCCGAGAAGAACUUCUACGAAGGCGUGAAUGGACCGGCUACCAAGUUACAGGUGAAAAGUGGCGGGCAGCAGGCCAAAGGGCGCCCACAAAAGCGCCAGCACAGAAACUCGUCUUCACAUGCAGCUGGAGACCAGGAGCUGAUUGUACGCAUGAAGAGCCUGGAGCUGGAGAACCAGACUUUGCACAAAGUGGUGGGCGACAUGAGGGCGGCGCUGCACAAACUGGAGUCCAGAGUGGUCCAGCUGGAGAAGACCAACAUACCUGCAGCCAAGGUGGCGCCGGUCCAAACUGCUCCUGCCAAAAAGGUGGCGGUGCAAGAGGACGACGAUGACGACAUUGACUUGUUCGGCAGUGACGAGGAAGAUGAAGAGGCGGCUCGUCUGAAGCAGGAACGCGUGGAGGCGUACACUGCCAAGAAAGCCAAGAAGCCCGCCUUGAUCGCCAAGUCAUCCAUCUUGUUGGACGUCAAGCCCUGGGACGAUGAGACGGACAUGUCCAAGCUGGAGGAGUGUGUGCGCUCAGUGCAGGUGGACGGGCUCCUGUGGGGGGCGUCCAAGCUGGUGGCCGUAGGUUACGGCAUCAAGAAGCUGCAGAUCAACUGUGUGGUGGAGGACGACAAAGUGGGGACGGACAUCUUGGAGGAGGAGAUUACCAAGUUUGAGGACUUGGUCCAAAGUGUGGAUGUUGCUGCCUUCAAUAAGAUCUGAACAAAGUGCUGCUUGGUGGAACAUGAAAUUAUAUCAUUAAAUAUGCAAAUAUUUGACAAUA